Choloepus didactylus (southern two-toed sloth) is the source of this 2065-nucleotide messenger RNA. Its product is annotated as cyclin-dependent kinase 16-like. The record is from RefSeq and is a predicted model, not a curated record. The transcript has 2 exons. NCBI's taxonomy places the organism in Eukaryota, Metazoa, Chordata, Mammalia, Pilosa, Megalonychidae. Gene Ontology annotation, cellular component: synaptic vesicle; nucleus; cytoplasm. Gene Ontology annotation, biological process: exocytosis; neuron projection development; protein phosphorylation. Gene Ontology annotation, molecular function: protein kinase activity; ATP binding.
AUGCGCGGAGCGCGUCGCGCACGGCGGCAGUUGGACCGUUGGCUAUUCGGUCCUGGGAUACGCCGCGUGUCGGUGAGCAGUCGGGGCUGAGCCGCGAGCCGUGAGCACUCGGACUCCAGCCGGCGCCAGCGAGCCCGGGGGUAUCGCCUGCAGCGGCCGAGCUCAUGGCCGGCUGAGCGGGACGCCGCCGCCGCCGCCGCCGCCUCCUCCUCCUCCUCCUCCUCAGCCGGCGGCGGCCCGGGCCCAGCAGCCAUGGCCGAAGUUGCACGCGCGCCCCCGCCGGUCGCCAUGGAUCGGAUGAAGAAGAUCAAAAGGCAGCUGUCGAUGACACUCCGAGGGGGCCGAGGUGUAGACAAGACCAAUGGUGCCCCUGAGCAGAUAGGCCUGGAUGAGAGUGGUGGUGGCGGUGGCAGUGACCCUGGAGAGGCCCCCCAACGUGCCGCCCCUGGGGAGCCUCGCUCUGGACGGGGCCCACUCAGCUCUGCACCAGAGAUUGCGCACGAGGACUUGAAGAUGGGGUCUGAUGGGGAGAGUGACCAAGCUUCAGCUACAUCCUCGGACGAGGUGCAGUCGCCAGUAAGGGUGCGCAUGCGCAACCAUCCGCCACGCAAGCUCUCCACUGAGGACAUCAACAAGCGCCUAUCACUACCAGCUGACAUCCGGCUACCUGAGGGCUACCUUGAGAAGCUGACACUCAACAGCCCCAUCUUUGACAAGCCCCUCAGCCGCCGCCUCCGCCGUGUCAGCCUGUCUGAGAUUGGCUUUGGGAAACUAGAGACCUAUAUCAAGCUGGACAAGCUGGGUGAGGGCACCUAUGCCACUGUCUACAAAGGCAAAAGCAAGCUCACAGACAACCUUGUGGCACUCAAGGAGAUCAGACUGGAACAUGAAGAGGGGGCACCCUGUACCGCCAUCCGAGAAGUGUCCCUGCUCAAGGACCUCAAACACGCCAACAUCGUCACACUACAUGACAUUAUUCAUACGGAGAAGUCCCUCACCCUUGUCUUUGAGUACCUGGACAAAGACCUGAAGCAGUACCUAGAUGACUGUCGGAACGUCAUCGAGAUGCACAACGUGAAACUGUUCCUGUUCCAGCUGCUCCGUGGCCUGGCCUACUGCCACCGGCAGAAAGUGCUACACCGAGACCUCAAGCCCCAGAACCUGCUCAUUAACGAGAGGGGAGAGCUCAAGCUGGCUGACUUUGGCCUUGCUCGGGCCAAGUCAAUUCCAACAAAGACAUACUCCAAUGAGGUGGUGACCCUGUGGUACCGACCCCCUGACAUCCUGCUUGGGUCCACGGACUACUCCACACAGAUUGACAUGUGGGGCGUGGGCUGCAUCUUCUAUGAGAUGGCCACAGGCCAGCCCCUCUUCCCGGGCUCCACAGUGGAGGAACAGCUGCACUUCAUCUUCCGCAUCUUGGGAACCCCAACUGAGGAGACAUGGCCAGGUAUCCUGUCCAACAAGGAGUUCAAGACAUAUAACUACCCCAAGUACCGAGCCGAGGCCCUUUUGAGCCAUGCACCCCGACUUGACAGUGACGGAGCUGACCUCCUCACCAAGCUGCUACAGUUUGAGGGUCGCAAUCGGAUCUCUGCAGAGGACGCCAUGAAACAUCCAUUUUUCCUCAGUCUGGGGGAGCGGAUCCACAAACUUCCUGACACUACUUCCAUAUUUGCACUAAAGGAGAUCCAGCUACAAAAGGAGGCCAACCUUCGGUCUUUGUCGAUGCCUGACUCAGGCAGGCCAGCUUUUCGCAUGGUGGACACCGAGUUCUAAGCCACAGACCCAGGCCCCAGCAGGCAGCGGCCAGAGGGAUGCCAUACCCCUCACAGGGCAGCCCCCAACUACAUCCCCCGUUUGCUGCCUGCCUACCUGCCUGACCUGUGCUUGCCUGCCUACAUGUUCCCUGCUGCCUGCCUGAACACCCGACCAUUGGCCUGUCAGCCCACCCAUUGGCCUGUCUGCUGGGUGCUAACAAAGCUCUCAUCACUCCUUUGCCUGUCUGUCUUGUCUGUUUCUCUCUCCCCUCCCUCCUCUCUCUCCUUCUCCCUCUUUCUCUCUC